CGCUAGAUGGCAAUGAAGCUGCAGUGUUGCGAACUGUCAGUUUGAAAAGAAAAUGAAGUUCGCUUCCAAAACAUACAUUUGUGUUCUUUUUUUCGGGUUAAGUUUAAUAUUGAUCGAUGCUACAUCAGAAUCAUUCAGUGAAGAGCUUCUCAUCAAACCAUUACCCACUGGACAUGUGUAUUCUUUUUUUCAGUUUACUACAAAGUGGGAUGUUGAUCCUUCGGAAACUAAACUGCAACACUACAACCUGUUUCCGAGAUCAAUCGGAGAGAUCAUACAAAAACAUUCUUUGAGAGAACUUCAUCUCAGUCUGACACAGAGCUUGUGGCGUACACAGAAAUGGGGAUACCCAGUAAGAUUUGCUGGUCCUGGAGCAGAAGUUUUUGCCACUUUUCAACCUCAUUUGAACAAUGACGAAGUAGAUGGUGCUUGGAUUGAUCUAGUGAACUCACUGUCUGGCCUUUUCUGCUCCUCUUUCAAUUUUGUAACUCUAACAAACACCAUUCAGCCUAUUUGGACCUUUUCUCCAGAGGGUCUGAAUUUAGGUGGAACUAAUGCUUCUCAUCAGCGUUAUGCAAACCUGCCCAGAGAAAUUGUUUGCACUGAAAAUUUAACACCAUGGAAAAAGCUUUUACCCUGCGAGAGCCAUAGUGGAUUGGGUGAACUUUUAAAUGCCAAGAACAUGUAUGACAGCAGUUACCACUCUUUGGCUCUAGAUUUGAGGCCCAUCUGCAGGGACAAAAAAUGUCAAGAAUCGUCUUUGGAAUUAAAAUUAUCGCUGUCUCUAGUCUCUGAACCAACCGUCUUGCAUGGAAAUACCUACCACGGUAUCAAUGCUGACUGGUCCUUCAAAAGUAUUUAUGGGGCCCAUUUAUUCUCUUCUUGUCCAAGAGCGACACUUUCGAAGGUUUACAUCGACAUCACUUCAAACAUUACAAGCACCACACACUGGAACCUGAGGCCAGACCCUGCAGCGGUCGUCGUCAAUCAGCGGGGAGGUAGUUCAACUCAUCUUGCAGUCUAUGAUCUCAAUGAGGUAUCACCUUGGCCCAUCAAUGUUCGAGCUGCGUACACCAAGAAACUUUCUUAUGGAAUUAUUCCACCACCACUUAUCCACGCUACUCGUUUUGUAGGAGGUCAUGGGCAAGCUAAAGGAAAGUUGGUGACUCGAAUCCACAACAACUAUUACAGCAAUGAUAUAGACAUUGUGUUUUUGGAAUUGGUGCCUUGGUAUUGCCGCGUAUUCCUCCAUACAUUGGCGUUUAGUAAUUCAAAAAACAAACCAGUCGCAAUCGACAUGCCACAGAAACUAUACUUCAGGCCUGGGCUUGAUCGACAGCGACCAAACCACCUCGAAUUGCGCCUCACUCUACCUGCGAACUCUGUCACUGAAAUCGAGUGGGAAUUCCAAAAGGGUUUCCUGAAAUGGACGGAGUAUCCUCCAGACGCUCAUCGAGGGUUCGACUUGGGACCAGCUGUUAUUUCUGCACUACUACCCGUUGCCCGCAACUGGACUGGAAUACCCAGACAUGUUUCUACUUUCGAUGAGAGCUGGAACGUUAGCCAGUCAGGUUAUUUCGUUCGUGUUCAUACCGAGACUUUGGUUGUAGCCAUGGCCACCCCUGAUUUCAGCAUGCCCUACAACGUGAUCUGCUUAGCUUGUACGGUGGUAGCUUUGGCGUUCGGACCACUCUACAAUUUAACCACUAAAAGGUUGGUUGUCAAAGAAUCGAGUGGUGGCGGAGGAGGAGGACUGAUCUCCAAAUUGAAAUCUGUUUUGGGAAAGAAAAACAGCAAUCCUGUAGAAGAACAAGUAGCAGCAUCACCGAAAGAAAAGGUUCUAGCAACUAAGAAGAAAGAUGAUUGAGUUCAGUCCGUGUACAGUAAAAAAAAGUCACUAAUUCACAGCAACUUUUUAAAUUUAA
This is a messenger RNA of Daphnia pulicaria, 1925 nucleotides long. RefSeq names its product GPI transamidase component PIG-T-like (gene PIG-T). Gene Ontology annotation, biological process: attachment of GPI anchor to protein. The transcript is spliced from 10 exons. The record is from RefSeq and is a predicted model, not a curated record. Lineage: Eukaryota; Metazoa; Arthropoda; Branchiopoda; Diplostraca; Daphniidae. The coding region runs from base 53 to 1867 and encodes 604 amino acids. Gene Ontology annotation, cellular component: GPI-anchor transamidase complex.